Dreissena polymorpha is the source of this 2081-nucleotide messenger RNA. Its product is annotated as amidase-like. NCBI's taxonomy places the organism in Eukaryota, Metazoa, Mollusca, Bivalvia, Myida, Dreissenidae. The record is from RefSeq and is a predicted model, not a curated record. Gene Ontology annotation, molecular function: catalytic activity. The transcript is spliced from 12 exons. The coding region runs from base 144 to 1676 and encodes 510 amino acids.
UGAGAUUUAUGCAAACAACAGUUAGCUUAUCUAGAGUACAUUUCAAAUACCGGUACAUUGAUUUUGCACAGCCUUGCACGUUAAAUAUCUGUAAUGGAAUCCCUUAGCGAAGGAAAACAAGCUCACAGCUGUUUGAUUAACUAAUGCUGCCAGGAAUGUUCAAGACCUCAGCCGUCAGGUGCCCGCAGGCGGAGGAGGUUCGAGAACUCUGUCGUUCUAUUGGCCUGCGUCUGGACAAGGAGCAGGAUGUUCAGGAUUUUACAGAGCACAUGGCGAAAACAUUCGAAGCUUAUCAGGUGGUCAGCGACUCCGUGGCUCCAACGCUGCUCGUGAAAUACCCCAGGACGCCGGGAUACAGACCCGAACCCAACGAUAAUAAGCACAAUGCUUGGUAUUGGCGAUGCGACAUACCAGGAGCGCCAGAAGGUCUAUUAAAGGGGAAGCGGGUGGGGAUCAAGGACAAUGUGUGCGUUGCCGGCGUACCCAUGCUGAAUGGAAGUAGGCUCCUUGAAGGCUACAUCCCGGAUAUAGACGCCUCGGUGGUGACGCGUAUACUCGAUGCAGGCGGUAGAAUCCUCGGGAAGACCCACUGCGAGCACAUGUGUUAUAGUGGCAGUAGUUUCACAAACGAUACCGGUCCCACCCAGAACCCCGUUGACCCGGAGCGCUCCUCGGGGGGUUCGAGCAGUGGAAGCGCCGUAGCGAUCAAGAACGGCGACGUGGACAUGGCCAUUGGAGGUGACCAGGGCGGGUCGAUAAGAAUCCCGGCCUCCUGGGUUGGCAUUGUUGGACUCAAACCCACAUACGGGCUCGUACCGUACACGGGGGCCAUUUCUUUGGAAACCACAAUUGACCAUCUCGGACCCAUGGCGGCAAAUGUCAAGGAUUGUGCUCUUCUCUUGGAGGCAAUUGCCGGGUAUGACAGCGGGUUAGAUUCACGACAACCAUCAACCAUGACGUGUGGGAAAUAUUCGGAGCUCUUGGAGGUGGAUCUAAGCGGUAAACGCAUGGGACUGUUGGCGGAAGGAUUCGCGGGUUGUGAGCAGGACGUUCAGAACAUCGUCAGGGAAGCAGCGAGAAAGCUCGGCAGACUUGGGGUCAACGUGGAAGAAGUUUCAUUGCCACUACACAAGGAAGGUGUCGCCAUCUGGACGCCUAUCGCUAUUGACGGGGCCUACCAAUGCAUGGUGAAGGGAUUUGGCGUCGGCUAUAUGAGCAAGGGCUACUACAAUGAGUCGCUGAUGAAAAAACUACGGGAGAGUUUCGCCCUAGAUGUCGACAAAGUCUCGGACCCAGUGAAGCUGAUGCUCCUAAUGGGAUCCUACAUGGAGAAAAACUAUGGCGGCCAGUUCUACGCACGCGCACAGAACCUGUGCAUUAAGCUGACACGCGCCUAUGACGCGCUGCUCGAGACGUAUGACGUCCUGGUGAUGCCCACUCUGCCGUACAAGGCCCCAAAGCUGCCCUGUGCUACAUCACGUGUAAGCGAUCGCUUGAAUAAUGCACUUGGUAUGAUCCAAAACACGGCCCCGUUUGACAUCAGCGGCCACCCUGCCAUCUCCAUCAACGCUGGGUUCAGCGAGAAUCUUCCGGUCGGUCUGCAAAUCGUCGGCGCCAAAUUCGCCGACUUGACCGUUCUGCAGUUCGCAGCGGCGCUCGAAAAAUUGAUCAACUGACCUGUUCUUCCUUCAGAUAAACUGAAAUGAAGAUGAGUCGCAUAUUGAAACGGAUAAAUUAUAUUUUAUAAUCGUAGAAUGCAGCGAUACGUAAACAGAGAUUUAUUUAGCGCGUAAUACGUGAAUGUUUUGUUUGAACGACUUUCUCACAACGUUCUCAGUAUCAAACAGAUAAUGUAUUUGUCGAUGCAGGCCAUGUCUAGGGUGUAACAAGUGCCGUUAAAACCAAACAUAUAUCUAAAACAACUGAGUAAAUGUCUAUAAUGAUUUGUGUUUUUGUUUUGAAAAAGAUUACGUUUUUGAAGCUGCGUUUGAACCAUUCAACAUUUAAUUGAAUGUGUCUAUAUAAAGAUGCAAAGGAAUUUUUUUAUAACUUACCACAUGUAGACUUUUCGAAUUCGUGUA